CCCUCCCCCUCCUCUUCUCUCUCUCUCUCUCUCUCACUCUCUCUCUCUUUCCCUUCCUCUAUCUCUUUCUCUUGCACCACCUGUUAGUGCAGACCCCUGUGCUUUGGAAUUCACUUGUUUAUGUGGGAGUCUUUCACACUCACACAAUCAAAGCUCUAUGACGGUGCGUAAGGGAAAAAAGCUCACCAUCUCCAUCCAGGAACACAUGGCCAUAGACGUCUGUCCCGGCCCCAUACGACCAAUUAGACAGAUCUCUGCCUAUUUCCCCCGACUCUCCCCGACUGCUGAGCCUAUCUCUCCUAACCCUGCCUCUCUAUUGGCUCUCAGCCCGGGGGUCGGGGCCUCUGGAGGAACGAGCAGAGGUCUCCUGUCCCCUCUGCAGGCAGAGGUCAGAGGAGGGGGUGGGACUCUGUCAGCAGCAAGCAGCAUUGAGACAUCGGUGGACAUCUGCAGUUCAGACAGCGAUGACAGUACUGCACUGGGGACAUUAGAAUUUGAACUGAGGUAUGAGACAGCAACCAGUUCACUCCACUGUACCAUCAUCAGAGCCAAGGGUCUGAAACCUAUGGAUUUUAAUGGUCUGGCAGACCCUUAUGUCAAACUUCAUCUUCUACCAGGAGCAUGUAAGGCUAAUAAACUGAAAACCAGAACGAUACGUAACUCUCUAAAUCCUGUUUGGAAUGAGACUCUUACUUACAUUGGCAUCACAGAGGAGGACAUGCACAGAAAGACUCUGAGGUUAUCGGUGUGCGAUGAGGAUAAACUGACUCAUAAUGAGUUUAUUGGAGAGUCUCGUGUGGCCCUGAGACGUGUGAAACCAGACCAGACGAAACGUUUCUACACCUGUUUAGAACAUCCUCCACCUCUUCCUUCUCCUACAGCCAUGGGAGCAGCACUGCGAGGGAUUUCCUGUUACCUACGAGAGUGGGAAAACGAACAGUUGACCAGUUUGGAAGAGAGGGGCCGUCUGUUGCUCUCGCUGCAGCUCCUGCCACCUCCUGCAGAGGGCGAAGCAGAGGGCCGGCGAGGGGGCUUGUACGUCGGAGUGCACCGCUGUGCCCAUCUGGCAGCCAUGGAUGUCAACGGCUUCUCAGAUCCCUAUGUGAAAAUAUAUCUGAAGCCAGAUGUGAAGAAGAAAUCCAAACACAAAACGGCAGUGAUUAAAAAGACCCUUAACCCAGAAUUCAAUGAGGAGUUCUUCUAUGAGAUCUCUCUAUCUGAACUGGUCCAUAAGACAUUGGAGGUCACAGUAUGGGACUAUGAUCUGGGAAGAUCUAACGAUUUCAUAGGUGGUGUGUGCUUGAGCUGUCACGUCCAAGGAGAUGCACUUCGUCACUGGAUGGACUGCUUGAGGAACAAGGGUCAAAGGGUGGAGCGCUGGCAUAUUCUGACCAAUGAGCUGCCUCAGACCACCUGCCAUGAUUGAGGAAGAAUCCUACCAGGAACCAGGAAAUCGGUCAUGAUAGGUUAAUGGAUUUGAUUAAUAUGAGGUGGAUACAGAGAUAAUUAUAUGAGCUAACUAGGGGCCAAUAUAUUGGAAGUAAAUUACACACUUAGUGCUUAAAGGAAAGUGGAGGAUGGCCCACCAAUUGCCUUCUGACUUGGUGUCACUCAAAGUGAGUCCCCGCCCCUUUCACCCACUUCUCUCUCUCUCUCUCUCACGCUCAUUGCUGCACGUUUUCUACACAUUUUGUAACGUUGAAGUGUAUUUUACUCUUAUGGAAUCUUGUGUAGCACAACUCUCUUUUUUGACUAACUGACUACAAUGUAUUUCAAUGUUCAGUGCUUUCGUAAUGCUUGCAGACAGCGCAUCUUUAACAAAAUACAGGGGUGCAUGCAAACUGCCUGCCAUGGACGCAUCAAAAUGAUAUACAUAUGGUAUCGCCAUAACAACAUGGGAAGGUCCUUAAGCAAUGUUGUCAAUCAUAUUUAAAACGAAUACAAUUUCAUCAGGAGCAGGUUUAUAUGUGCUGCUAACAAAUAGACUAUCCAUUUUGUAGCAUGAUGCAAUGUUUACAUUUUUUACUUUGCACCAACUGUGUUUUCCAAGGUCUCAAAUUUGGCGGUUUUCAAUUUCCAGUUGUUACUUUUCUUUAAAAAGGGGUUUUAUGGACAUGCUACAGUUUGAUAUCGCAUAUGUUAAUUACUUGAUAUAUUUUUGGAAUCAAAUGUUUAUAUGUGCCAUAUACUUGGACUAACUGGAGUGCGUCUGCAUGCAUACGCAUGUGUGUCGUCUGGUUGUUUUGUACCAAAAAAGUGCUGUAUUCUUGAGAGUUUGUGGUUUACAUUUAUAUGAAGUGAAUAUGUACAAAUUGGAAAUACAUUUGAAAUGCAUUGCUCUUU
This is a messenger RNA of Carassius auratus (goldfish), 2343 nucleotides long. RefSeq names its product double C2-like domain-containing protein alpha. Gene Ontology annotation, cellular component: extrinsic component of synaptic vesicle membrane; synapse. NCBI's taxonomy places the organism in Eukaryota, Metazoa, Chordata, Actinopteri, Cypriniformes, Cyprinidae. The transcript has 11 exons. The coding region runs from base 158 to 1426 and encodes 422 amino acids. The record is from RefSeq and is a predicted model, not a curated record. Gene Ontology annotation, biological process: regulation of calcium ion-dependent exocytosis; exocytosis; spontaneous neurotransmitter secretion.